Molecule: messenger RNA, 3433 nt
Organism: Calliphora vicina (urban bluebottle blowfly)
Lineage: Eukaryota; Metazoa; Arthropoda; Insecta; Diptera; Calliphoridae
Gene: Usp8
Product: Ubiquitin specific protease 8
Exons: 8
Coding region: 358-3141 (927 amino acids)
Biological process (GO): protein deubiquitination
Molecular function (GO): cysteine-type deubiquitinase activity
Source: RefSeq, a predicted model, not a curated record
UGAUUGGAGAAGAAAAAAUUUUAUUUAUGUUAAAAAAUCUGCAAAAAUAACAAAAAUAUUGGCUAUUUUAUAUGUUUUAUUUGGAUGCGGUGUAAUUAAACUAUAAAAUAACAUGAAAUGUUUAACAAAAAAGUUUUGUAAUUUUUAAUAAUUAAAAAAAAACAAAAUUGCUUAAGCAACUUUAGCAAAUUAGUCAUUGAAAGAAAAGCGGCUCCCUAAAGCAAAAAAGAGAACCAGCAGAAUUUACAAAAACAGCAAAGCAACAAUAAUAACAAUAAAAAAAGUGCAAUUAGUAGACAAAUCCAUUAAUUUAAACUAUAAUUUCAUUAUAAAAGUAAUAAUAAAUAACAACGAAAAAUGUCUAUAAAGAAAGAUCUAUAUUACUGCAAAAACAUCGAUGACCUGGAAAAGUGUUCCGAGAUUCCUGAUGUCAGACAACGUAAAAUGCAUUAUUUACUGGAGACAGCAAAAAAACUUAAUGCUGAAGCUGAGAAAUAUUAUCGCAAAGGUGACGAGGAGUUGGCCUAUGUUUUCUACACAAAAUAUUUUAAUCUACUCAACAGCAUAUACAAGAAACCCGACUAUCAGGAAAAUAAACCCUUGAUAAGACAAAUGUUGGGCGAUAAUCGCUCCAAUAAAAUGACUAUGGAUCGUUUGGAGGCCUUAACUAUGUCACUAAACGAACGUUAUGAAUGUUUAAAUGCCAAGCUUAAAGCAAAAACUGUAGCUAAAUCAGCAACACCACCAUCGUCUAAUGAACAGUAUGCAAUGGUGUCAAAUGAUCGUUCUCGUUCAAAUUCUCCUAAAAUCUCAAAUAUAGACAUUGCCUUUAUGCGUUUAAUGUCUUGUCAGCAAUUAUUUGAGUCAAUGAAACUGCAAAAUGUCUUAGUAAUAGAUUGUCGUUCAGCGGAAGAUUAUAAAUCGUCACAUUUACAGUAUAAUUUGACGCUAAACAUACCAGAGGAAAUAAUUCAAGCUGGCAUGUCGGCUGGUAAACUGCAAGAUAAAUUGGACAAUGAAUCCAAGAAAUUGUGGUCAGCUAGAGCGGUUAAAAAUGAGGUUGUGCUAAUAGAUUGGAAUUGCUCUGAACCGAAUCCAUCGGAAGAUAGACCAAUUGCAAUAUUAUUGGAUAUUUUACAAAAUUGGGAUCCUGACGUAACAUAUCGUUCAUCCAUUAAAAUUCUCGAGGGUGGCUAUGAGUAUUUUCUCCUAAUGUAUCCCACCUGCUGUACGAAUCCCAUGGUGCAGGCACCAUCUGUACCGCAAAAUGAUCUUAAUCUCAUAGACGAUAUAGAAUAUCCCUCAGUAUUCGAUAUACAAAUGAAAGAUGAGAUAAUACUGAAUAUCAGUGAUACAACAAAUGCCGCAAAAUCACCGCCACCCAUGAUAAGCAGACCGGUAAUUGAUAGAGCCAGCAAACAGGCGGCUAUAAAAACCUAUGAUGAUAAGCAGAAGGACAUUGUUGAAAUAGUUAAAGAUCAGACGACUCUGUUGGAAAAGGCCAAGGAAAAUGAUGAGGAAUUGCAGAAGGUGGCCAAACAGUUGGAUAAUAUUUAUGAUAAAAAACAAUUAACGGCCUCGGAACAACAAUUGCUGUACAAUAUGAUGCAGUUGGAAAGUGCAGCAGAAGAUUUUAAACUAGAAAACAUGCGCUUACGCGAAGAACUAGAAGAAUACAAACGGCGCGAGAAAGAGGAAAAAGUUAACAUACCACCACAACUUAAGGUAGAGGUAGAAAAGACCACCAAAGAAAUUGAAGCUAAGAUUGAGGAACGCCAACGUUUAGAUGAAAAAUUGGAGCGAGAGAAACAACAACGUGCCUUACAAUUGGCUAUAGCUAGAGAAAAUAAACGCCAUUUAAAUGCCAAACUUAUUGAGGCAGAAAAACGUCAUACCGAACUUGAGGUAGAGUUCGAUAAUAGCGAUUAUGAGUUGGAGGACAAGCCAUUAGAGGAGCCUGAAAAGUUUAUACCAAAACCUAACAUACCACAAUUUGAUCGUUCUGUUAAGCCUCAACUGACCGCCCGCGUUUCACCGCCACAAUCGCCUAAUAUCUAUGCUUUACAAAGACAACGUGAUUUUUCACCAGUUUCGGGAACAACGGGUCGCGGUUUAACGGGCUUAAAAAAUCUAGGAAACACAUGUUACAUGAACAGCAUAAUACAGUGUCUUAGCAAUACGCCCCAACUGGCCGAAUACUGUAUAACGGACAAAUACAAAAACUACAUUAGUCGCAACAAUAAAACAAAAGGACAAAUUGUCGAAGAAGUCGCCGCACUAAUUAAAGUUCUAUGGAAUGGCAACUACAAAUGUGUAGCCAGCAAGGAUUUGCGUUAUGUUAUUGGUCAAUAUCAGAAAAUGUUUCGUGGCAUCGAACAGCAGGAUUCACAUGAAUUUCUUACUAUUCUAAUGGAUUGGUUACAUUCGGAUUUACAGACGCUAACCCAACCUGAAUACCUGCGUGAACCUAUGACGGCCUCGGAUAAGGCCUGGUUGGAUUUUACCAAAUCGAAAGAAAGUUUAAUUUUGCAUUUAUUUUAUGGCCAAAUCAAGAGUAUCGUUAAGUGCACCACCUGCGAUAAGGAGUCGGCCACGUACGAGUGUUUCUCAAAUCUCAGUUUAGAACUGCCCGAAAACAAUAACGUAUGUCACUUGUCACAAUGUUUGGAUAUGUAUUUUAGCGGUGAACGCAUACACGGCUGGAAUUGUCCCGGCUGCAAGCAGAAACGGGAGGCUAUCAAAAAGCUGAAUAUAUCGAAACUGCCGCCGGUGUUGGUGAUACAUUUGAAAAGAUUUUAUGCUGACACAGACUCCAUAACACCCUCCUACAAAAAGAAACAAAACUAUUUACGUUUUCCCCUAGAGAAUCUCGACACCUCACCCUACAUUACCAUCUCCGAGUCCAGACGCAACACCACAAAAUCCUAUGAACUAUAUGCCGUCUCCAAUCAUUAUGGUUCCAUGGAAAGUGGUCAUUAUACAGCAUUUUGUAAGAGUGGCACUUAUGGCCGAUGGUUUAAAUAUGACGAUCAAGUAGUUACGCCAUUGGACGCAUCGAAUGUAGUAUCGAGUGCUGCUUAUAUAUUAUUUUAUACACGUUUACAACCCUCGCAAUAUAUAUCGCAAACCUGUCGUCUCUAAUGCAAACGUUUAACAUUACUAAUACGUUUUGGUUUGGGUUUCUUUUAAUGUAAAACUACACUACUACAUCUAGUCUAUAAUAGAAAUUUGCCUUAAAAAAAAAGAAUUAUUCAAAAUAUAAUUAAUGAAUUUUCUUUUAUUUUAUUUUUUAGAUUAUUUUAUCUGUUGUUUAUCUUAAAAUAUACAUAUAUACAAUACAUACAAAUUUAUUUUUUAAUUGUUGCUUGUUAAUAGUUUUAAACAAAUUUUUAUUUUUUAAUAUUUACAAUUUACAUACCUAAAAUAUUUUAUA